Medicago truncatula (barrel medic) is the source of this 3135-nucleotide messenger RNA. RefSeq names its product kinesin-like protein KIN-10C. The coding region runs from base 144 to 2846 and encodes 900 amino acids. NCBI's taxonomy places the organism in Eukaryota, Viridiplantae, Streptophyta, Magnoliopsida, Fabales, Fabaceae. Gene Ontology annotation, biological process: spindle elongation; microtubule-based movement; mitotic spindle organization. The record is from RefSeq and is a predicted model, not a curated record. Gene Ontology annotation, cellular component: microtubule associated complex. The transcript has 20 exons. Gene Ontology annotation, molecular function: microtubule binding; ATP binding; microtubule motor activity.
AAGAAGGAGCGCGAGAAAGAUUUCGAAAUCCUUUUAACGGCUAUAUCCUUCUUCUUCCUCUAUUUUUCUUUCCUUCUAUUUUCCUUCUCUUCUAAUUCUCUUCAAAUUCAACUCUCUCUCAAUUCACGAAACCCUAAUUUUCAAUGGCAUCAAAGAAGGUUCGGGUCGUAGCCAAAAUUCGCGGCUUUUCUGAUCCAGAUACUGAAAAUUCAAGAACUGUGGAUUGGGUUUCUGUGAAGACUCAAGAUUCUGGAGAUGUUACUAUCUCCUUUAAAGAACAAUCUUCUAGUCGGUAUUCAGUGGACUACUGCUAUAACCAACAUGAUGAUAAUGAAAUGAUCUAUUCAAGGGAAGUGAAGCCUCUUGUUUCGGCAGCUUUUGAAGGUUUUAACAGUACUGUUAUUGCUCAUGGAGCUAGAGGCAGCGGGAAAACUCACUUAAUUCAGGGCUCUUUGGAGAGACCGGGUUUGGCAGCACUGGCUACUUCUGAGUUUCUCUCCAUGGCUGAGAAAAAUGGAAAAUCUAUAGCAGUUUCUCUCUACGAGGUUGAUCAUCAGGACCAUGCUGUCGAUUUAUUAAAUCCAGAACAACCACAAAUUUUGGUGCUUGAAGAUCACGGAAGAAUCCAGUUUAAAGGACUCAGUCAGGCUCCUGUUAAAUCCAUUUCUGAGUUCCAGAAUUUAUACAUCGCUGCAUGUUCUGCAAACAAGGCUGCACCCAAAAAAGGCAUUGAGCGUGCUCAUAGAAGCCACAUAGGAUUAAUUGUGCAUGUCUUCUCCCAAAAUGAAAGUAUGAAUGGUCUUGUGAGCAAAAUGAAUUUUGUGGAUAUGGCAGGUUACGAAGAUGCUAGAAGGAAAAGUAGUGAUGCCUCUGGUCAUGUUGAGAAUAACAAACUUAACAAGUCAAUUUAUGCCUUACUGAAUGUUUGUCAGGCUUUGAGUACAAAUGAAAGUCGUGUUCCCUUCCGGGAAAGUAAACUUACACGCAUGUUGCAGGACUCCUUGAGGGGAACUAGCAAAGUUUUGUUGGUUUCGUGCUUGAAUCCAUCAUUUUGCCAAGACACUGUUUACAUGGUAAGCUUAGCAUCACGGUCAUGUCAAUCGAUUCAUCAAACCCCCUUAGACUCCAUGAAGAAAACUGCAAGUUCAACUAGACAGAUAGCGACCUGGGAUUCCACAAAGAAAAGUGCAAGUUCUGCAAGAGAGAUAGUAACCUUAGAUUCCACAAAGAAAAAUGCAAGUUCAGCAAGAAAAAUAGUGACCUUAGAUUCCACAAAGAAAAAUGCAAGCUCAGUAAGACAGAACGUGGCCACAGAUUCCUCAAACAAAAAAUCAAGCUCAGUAAGACAGACAGUAACCUUAGAUUCCACAAAGAAAAGUGCAAGUUUAGUAAGACAGAACGUGGCCUCAGAUUCUUCAAAGAAAAUAUCAAGUUCAGUAAGACAGACAGUAACCUUAGAUUCCACAAAGAAAAGUGCAAGUUCAGCAAUACAGACAGUGACCUCAGAUUCCACAAAGAAAACUGCAAGUUCAGCAAGACAGACAGUGGCCUCAGAUUCAACCAAAAAAACUGCAAGUUCAGCAAUACAUACUGUGGCCUCAGAUUCCACCAAGAAAAGUGCAAGUUCAGCCAUACAGAUAGUAGCCUCAAAUUCAACAAAGAAAAGCGCAAAUUCAGCAAUACUGACAGUGACUUAUCGCAAAAAAAAGAUACCCCAAAGUGUAUCAGCGUCAACAACGAAAUUACCAGGCUCCAUAUCUCAUAUAAAGGAAAAUGGUGUUAUUGCAACAAAUUCUGCAAUAAAAGGAAGGAAAUUGUUUGACGAAGCCAGCCACUCUGCUGUUAAAGCAGAGAAGGACAAUUCAAUAUCAAAAGAUGGAAAUGACGCCCAAGUAAACUCUAGACUAGAUAAGGAAAUUUCCAUUGCUGAUGUUACUAGAGCAUCGGAGUCUUUAUUGGACAAUUCUUUAUCAGAAGAUGGAAAUCACGAUGAACUAAACUCUAGAGUUGAAAAGGAUAACUCAUCUUUGAAUGCUAGCAGUGAAGUUGAAUUUGAUCCCACAGUGGAAAAGGUUAUUUCAUCUGAGGAUAAACACCCAUAUAUCAUUAAUUACUCCAAAGAUUUGUCGAUAGCAGAUGAAGGUCAUAACAUGAACAAGGAGAACAACAACUUAAUUGAAAAUGAAGAUUUUUCACCACCCAUUAGUUCUCAAUUGCGUGAACUUCAAUCUCUCGUUUCAUCAACUCCAUUGUGUAUGCAGUUACCAGAGAACGAAUGCAUUUCACAUGACGAUGAUCAGAUUUCUGCUAAAAUUGCAGAACCAACAACUCUUGAUACCAAAAGACGAGAUGUAAUGAAUACCAAAAGUCCUUGGGAAACAUUCAACAAGCACGGUUCUGAAAUGGAGAAUUCAACUGAAAUUACAGAACCAAGAACUCCUGAUGCUGGAAGAGGGGAUGUAAUGAAUACCAAAAGUCCUUGGGAAACAUUCAACAUGAAUGGUUCUAGAAUGAAGAAUUCCACUGAAAUUACAGAACCAAGAACUCCUGAUACUGGAAGACGAGAUGUAAUGAAUACCAAAAGUCCUUGGGAAACAUUCAAUUUGCAUGGUUCUGGAAUGAAGAAUUCCCUUGUUAAGGACUACCUUAGAAUUUUAAACACAGCUGAAAAGGAUGAAUUAAAGAAGUUAAAGGGAAUUGGAGAGAAGAGAGCAACCUAUAUACUUGAACUUCGUGAAGAAUCUCCAGAACCUUUCAAGAGUCUUGAUGAUUUGAAGGACAUUGGACUUUCUGAAAAACAGAUUAAGGGAAUGAUGAAGAAGGAAGUUGGAGAGCUUUUCAAUUAGUUUUAAUGGCAUUAUCAAGUGCUUGUAUGUAUAAUUGAUAUUUAUGCUGGCAACCUACAGUUGCCUCUGCGUUGUAUGUCAUUUCCAUAUGUAUCUGUAAUUCAUUACGUAAAAAAAAAAAACGAUGUAUUAGGAAUUCUUUUAUCUAGAUUCAUUAUAUGUAUGAUGAAAUUCAUAUAUUGGACACAUGACAAAGAAAACAAAAUGUGGGACAAGAGAUAAACAAAUAAGGUUCUAGUAUUUAUAAGCAAUUGGAAAUUUGUAUUGUAAGGUACUAGAUUCAUUACUA